AUGGCUGCAUUGACCAAGAAUCUCAACCCCCACUUCUCCCAUGUCCAUCCAAACCACCAUCUCAUUCACAACACAACCGACCAAGCCAAUUACAUCUGCCACGCCUGCAAAACCACCGGUUUCGGCGACAGAUUCCAAUGCCACGUCUGCAUCGCCGAAAUCCACGUGUACUGCGCUAAUUGCCCCCACCAACUCUCCUCCUCCUUCCACAGCCACCCACUCUCUCUCAUUCUCUCUAAACCCCAAACCCAUCACCGGACGACGACCAUCUGUGACAUUUGCCGUGAAUCCAUCGACGGCGUGUCCUACCGUUGCAGCCACUGCGACUUUGAUGUUCACCCACUUUGUACUCAGCUGCCGGAGAAGGUUCGCCACGUCAUCGACGACUACCAUAGCUUGAGGCUCCAGAAAUCGUCGUUUGGGAAUUGUGGGGUUUGUGGAAUUGAUUGUUGUUCUUUGUGGGUGUACGGAUGCGAUGGUUGUAGAGUCAACGUACAUAUCAAAUGUCUUCGGAAGUCGUACGGUCCAAAGAAGAGCAGCGGGACACGUGGGAUACCACAUGCUCCACCGCCGUCGACGGCGGAGAAGCCUCAUUUUAAUGGUGGAUUUCCGCCUGGUUAUGGAGGGAAUUAUUAUUAUGGGUAUGGAUUCCCUUGGGGUGUUCCGAAUUCUUAUUAUGGGUAUCCUGGAUAUCCAUUUCCAUACAAUAAUAAUAUCCCCAAUUAUCCGCCAUAUCAUGGUGGAGAACAUGGGCAUGGGCAUGGGCAUGGACAUGGAUCUUCAUCGUCGUCGUCAAAUUGGGGAUCACUGUUCGGGACUACAAUGUUUUCUCUGAUUGGAAAUAUAGCUUCAGGUGCUAUCAAUGGUAUUCUUUUCGGAUCCAUUGGUUUUUAA
Molecule: messenger RNA, 894 nt
Organism: Cucurbita pepo subsp. pepo (vegetable marrow)
Lineage: Eukaryota; Viridiplantae; Streptophyta; Magnoliopsida; Cucurbitales; Cucurbitaceae
Source: RefSeq, a predicted model, not a curated record